This is a messenger RNA of Jaculus jaculus (lesser Egyptian jerboa), 777 nucleotides long. RefSeq names its product PRELI domain containing protein 3B-like. Bases 107 to 691 code for a protein of 194 amino acids. Gene Ontology annotation, cellular component: mitochondrial intermembrane space. The transcript has a single exon. Gene Ontology annotation, molecular function: phosphatidic acid transfer activity. Gene Ontology annotation, biological process: phospholipid transport. The record is from RefSeq and is a predicted model, not a curated record. Lineage: Eukaryota; Metazoa; Chordata; Mammalia; Rodentia; Dipodidae.
GCGCGCUGCGAAGCCGGCCAGAAGCGACGGGGUGGGACGGGGACAGGUGAACUUGGGUUCGUCUUCGUUCCCUCGCGCCGCCGGACACCGGGCAGGCCCGGGCACCAUGAAGAUCUGGACGUCCGAGCACGUUUUUGACCACCCAUGGGAAACCGUUACUACCGCUGCCAUGCAGAAAUACCCAAACCCGAUGAAGCCCAGCGUGGUUGGCGUUGAUGUGCUCCACCGACCUGUAGAUCCUUCUGGAAAGCUGCACAGCCACAGGCUCCUCAGCACCGAGUGGGGCCUGCCCUCCAUUGCGAAGUCUCUCAUUGGUGCAGAAAGAACCAAGACGUAUGCGCAGGAGCACUCUGUGGUUGACCCUGUGAGGAAGACAAUGGAGCUGAGGUCUACCAACAUUUCAUUCACUAAUAUGGUUUCCGUAGGCGAGAGACUUACAUACAAGCCACAUCCUCAGGACCCAGAAAAGACUGUUUUGACCCAGGAAGCCGUGAUCACUGUGAAAGGCGUCAACUUGAGCAGCUCCCUCGAAGGACUGAUGGCCAGCACCGUGUCUUCCAAGGCGAGGAAAGGCCGAGAAGCAGUGGAGUGGGGCAUCCGUAAGUUAAACGCCGAGGUUGAAGCACUGACCGCUUCGGCACGAGGAAGCAUAAGGGCGCCCAUAGCGGCGGCUGCGCUGGGCGAGGAGUGACCGCGAGAGUGGGGGCGCAGCGGCCAGUCCCCGGGCUCUCCAAGCUGACAGCAUAUUUAUUUGUUAUUUAAAAAAAUACAGGUAUU